GAUGAGAGAGAGAGGAAAAAGGGACCAAAUAAGAAAGAGAUAGGAAGAAAAAGUGAUUGAUGAGAGAGAUAGGAAGGAGGGAGGACUCAAGUUUUUUAUUUUUGGAUCAUUUAUUUAUUUUUAGUAAGAAUUACUGUUCCUUUGGGCUUAAAAUGGAUGUCCUGGUUAAAUGGCUACUUAUUAGGAGUUCCAUUUACUUUUUCUUCCGGAUGGCUGCAGGAACCAAGUGUCCUAUCCAAGCUCCAGAAUGAGGUUGAUUCUGUUCUAGGGGAUCGAUUUCCAACAAUAGAAGACAUGAAGAAACUCAAAUAUACAACUCGAGUAAUCAAUGAAUCCUUGAGGCUCUACCCCCAGCCACCGGUAUUAAUUCGGCGUUCUCUUGAGAAAGAUGUGCUUGGAAAAUACCCUAUAAAAAGGGGUGAAGAUAUUUUUAUCUCUGUGUGGAAUCUCCAUCGCAGUCCACACCUCUGGGAUGGUCCUGAAAAGUUCAAUCCUGAAAGAUGGCCACUAGAUGGACCCAAUCCAAAUGAGACAAACCAAAAUUUCUGUUACUUGCCUUUUGGUGGGGGACCUAGGAAAUGUGUUGGAGACAUGUUUGCUUCAUUUGAGAUUGUAGUAGCAACCGCAAUGCUAGUUAGGCGGUUUAAUUUUCAAAUACCACUUGGAGCACCUCCGGUUGGGAUGACCACUGGAGCAACAAUCCACACAACAGAGGGUUUGCAGAUGACAGUUACAAGAAGAAUAAAACCUCCCAUUAUGCUCAAUUUAGAUAUGUCUGGAGUGGUGGAUACAUCUGCCACUUCUUGUGGAGACAUCCAACUAGGUAAGAACAGUGAGGUUUCUGCACAUUCUGGAAUACAGUACCCUUAAUUUAUUUGAGCUCCCAGGCGUGGAGAAAUUAUUGGAAAAGACAAAAACAUUCAGAGUUCAAUAGAUUAUGUCUUAUAACAUUAAUUGUAAUGUAAUGCAAGGAAGCAGCAAUCCUUACGUUGUAUAUAUAUUCAUUUUAGAUUAUUAUGUUGUCUUGAUUAUUGGAGGGUUUCUACCAAAAUCAGUAAGUUUUAUUCUACACUAAAUUUGCAAUUCAAGU
Molecule: messenger RNA, 1090 nt
Organism: Rubroshorea leprosula
Lineage: Eukaryota; Viridiplantae; Streptophyta; Magnoliopsida; Malvales; Dipterocarpaceae
Source: the annotation of a GenBank genome assembly